This is a messenger RNA of Symbiodinium sp. CCMP2456, 1248 nucleotides long. The record is from the annotation of a GenBank genome assembly. Lineage: Eukaryota; Dinophyceae; Suessiales; Symbiodiniaceae.
AUGUUCGUACACUUCUCGAUUUGCGACUCUCAGCCGGACUCGCGUCUCAACACCGUUGCCUUGCUGAUCCAGAGCUCCUGGCGCCGCUCAUCGCGGCGACGGGAGUGUAAAGCUUGCGCCAGAGAUUUUGAGCAGCACUCCGACAUCCUACCAGCUUUUGAAGAGGCCACUCCUGGUGGCAAGGCAGACGGGGCCCGAGCGCGGGUGGAAGGGGGAAGCGGAACAAGCGCGGUUCUGCCGCCUGCUCGCCUGAACGAGAGCUGCUGCUCGCCAACGACCGACGGCAUUGACGCGCUCCCGGCUCAACACGCUGGAAGUGGGCCUCCUGAGCAUCCAUCUGAGGAACAUCACCCCGGCCGGUACGACGCAGAAUCGAAGCCUGAAUGCACAGUAGCUGAUCAUGCGCCUGGUUUCAGGGCGCAGGUCAUCGACAUGACCUCAGCCUCCUCAAAGUUGGACCUUCAGACAGAUGCCGACGAAGCAGGCAGCUGCGCUCCGAGCCUGCCCAGCAUGAUUUCCGAGUGGCAGGUCAUUGAUGAUCGGCAACGGCUGGAGCGUUUCCUGCUACCCGCGGAAGAUGUUGGGGCCUUUGGAUACAAAGUGCUCCCGGAUUGGUCAGAUCCAGAUGGCAAGUGUUCAACCAGCUUUGAGAAAACUGUGCAGCAGUGGCUCUCGGAGAGGCUGAAGGACAAGCUGCGCAAAGACUGCCAGAGGAUAGCCAUAUCCAUCAAGGACAAGCACGGCCAGGUAGCACCUUCCAAGUUGACGGACGGUGAGCUGUUUGUGCUGGUGGCGUAUGCCCUUGACGUGCGGAAGAAACAUUCAGGUCUCUCCUGGGACAUGAACUUUUCUUCAAGACUGUCGAGGGUGGUGCGACGCCAGCCGGAUAGCAUCGACAAAGAGAUGUCCACGUGCCUUCGUUUCUUCAACGAUGCCUUGGACAAGAGUGCGUUGGGUGUUCUGCAAGUAGGACAGGUCUACCUGCCAACUUUUAGCAGCUGGACUCCGAGCGCGGAGAUCGCCUCCCGGGCGGCCGGCGCCGACGGAGGCCUGGUGCGGGUCACGGCCAAGGCGAGCGACCUCUCUGAGAUACGCGAGGCGUGCGGCGAGGAAGGCGGAGAGUUCGUCCUCCAACCGAACUGCCGCUUCAGCGUCGUUGGUGCCAUGGCCGCUGCAGGUAAUGUCGCUGGUCGGCUCAUGGCACUGGAAUUGAUGGAAGCAAAUGCUGAAGACGAGCAUGAUUUCUAG